AUGGCCCGAUUCGGAGGCUCGACUUCGCUCGCCGCGACCCUGAUCGUUCUGUUCAGUUUCUUUGCUACGAUCUUGGCAGCCACGGAAACUGUCUACAUCACCGGCUCAGAUAAAGAUGGCAACAGCAAGCAGCUCGCGGUCAAUCGCAAUCCUGGCCUGUUCACUGGCGAUUUUGGCGACUGUCUGGGAGGACAAAGUUUGUUCAACAUUACAAAAUUCGAUGCCGCCUACUAUGCCGACAACAUGACUGUCCAGUUCCAUUUGGACGGUACGACCAAUAUCAGAAACGAAUCAUUAAUGAUGCAUAUCAACGUCGAAGCUUAUGGCGAGACGAGAUUCGAGAUGAACUUUAACCCCUGCAUGGCCAACAUCGCUAGUCUGUGCCCUCUGAACGCCAGCAAGCCCAUCACUGCAUUUGCAGAGUUCAGACUCACGCCUGCUCAGAUCGACGGCAUUCCUUCCAUCGCCCUCGAUAUUCCCGAUUUCGAAGGUUCUGCGCGCAUCCAAAUCUUUGCAAACUCGAGUCAGACUCAAAUAGGUUGUUUCCAAGCCGUCAUGCGGAACGGCAACAGCUUCUCCCACCCAGCCGCGAUUUCAUCGAUAUUGGGCGUGUUCACACUCGCCGCGAUCCUGGCUUCUGCAGCAACCGCCAUGUAUGGUGUUAGCAUGCCUCAUAUUAGGACACACUACGCCCAUUCACUGUCAGUCCUGGUCAUCUUCGAGACUUAUCAGACCGUUUUCUUCUCGGGUGCCUUGUCCGUCGACUGGCCUAGCGUUCUACCCGCCUGGUGGAGCAAUUUUGGAUGGGCCGCCGGCAUGAUAUACAGCGAAAAAGUAAUCAAUUCGAUCGACGGUUUCGCCGGCGUGACUGGUAAUGCCAGCCAAGUAGGUGGUGCAGGAUCGACCGUUAUCAACACCGGGGGUGGCCUCGUCCAGCAAAUUUAUGGCCGCUCGCUCGACACUUUCUCGACGUCUAGCGAUGGAGCGCCCGUUCCGAAUCUCGUGCAGCGAGCGACUAGGGUUUACAACACAAGCAAUCCAUACGAAUACUACUGGGCGGGAGACCCCGUCGCUCCGGGCAUGCCUACACCGGGCAAGUGGAUUGGGUUCGCCGGAGACCUUUCUGCCCUGGGCAUUCCGGCCGCCGAUGCUUUCACACUUGGUCUUAUCUGGUGGUUGGUGGCCAUUGGACUGGUUGCCGUCUCCAUCGCUGCGUUCAAGUUCAUGCUCGACUUGCUUGCUCGGACAAAGCUGAUCAAACAGGAUCGCUUCUUGUACUUCCGCAACCACCUGGGCGGAUAUCUGGCAGUUGGUGUCCUGCGCACGCUACUCAUUUCGUUCUCCUCCUUGAUGACCCUGGCGCUAUUCCAGUUCAAUAUUCGCGCGCCGGCCGGCCCGACAGCUAUCGCCGCGAUCAUCUUCAUCAUCUUGCUCAUUGGCGUUGGCGGCCUUGUAGCCUACGCAUGUUUCUUCCGUCUCCGCCUCGGCAAGUAUGAAAUGGGCCCCGAUACGAUCAUGUUCGAACAGGGCAAGCUCUUUGGUUCAAUACCAGCGGUUGCAACAACGCGUGCCAGCGAAAUUGGCGAAAAGGAAACCACCGCCAAACGUUACGGAUCCCUCCCGUUCUUCAAGAUCCGAUUUAUUGACGACGACCCAAACCGGACAACGGUCCACCAAGACGAGGUUUACAUCAAACGUUUUGGUUGGCUAUCGGCUCGUUACCGCCGGACCAGAUGGUGGUUCUUCGCCUGCUGGCUAAGCUACCAAUUCAUUCGGGCCUGCUUCAUUGGUGGCGGAGCACGAAGCCCCCUUGCCCAAGUUUAUGGAUUAUUCGUCUUCGAGAUCAUCGCUUUCGUUGUCUUUGUCAAGCUCAACCCCUUCGAGGGCCAAAGAAACACUUCCUUGGCAAUCUGGAUGCUGGGCAUCACAAAGAUUGUCACUGCAGGAUUUUCUAUUGCCUUCUUACCCGCAUUCGCCAUUGGUCGCAUCCUCUCUACGGUUUUCGGCAUUAUCAUCAUUGUCGUCCAAGGAUUCCUUGUUGUUGCCGUCUUGAUUCUUAUUGUUCUAGGUGCCAUAUCAUCAUGGAUGUCGCUUUACCGAAAUCGCGAACAGUUCCCCGAAGUGCUGGAUGGAAUUCGCAUCAAGUACUACGAGCAUAUCCAGGCUAGAGCCACUGACCUGCCGCCACCACCGAAACCAGAUCCGAAGAUUGAAGAGCCUCGGGAGCCACCGCAGCCAUAUUUCUCGGUCAACAAUGUUCGCCGGACUCGCAAGAUUGAGGACGAUGACGAAGAAGACCAGGUUGGAGAUAUCAUUCGGCCGGCCAAUGCUUCAGUAGUACAAUUUGCGCCAGGUACUACCACCACCCGACGAACCCGGACAGAUAGUGUCAGCUCGCGCUACUCUGUUGGUAGCUUGCCGCGCCGCGCCAGACCACACCGCACUUCAUGGAGUUCAGCUGAUUUUGCUGAAUGGGAUGCCAACAAUAAUGCGGAUCGGCCGGGAUCAUCGCUCGCACACCGCAGCAGCUUCGGUCAUCAGCGCAAAGUGUCGCACUCUGGAUCACAACCUGACCUCGGACGCUCCGCCAACAACUCGCCGGCGCCUGCAAGAUCGGUGUCGAUGACGAACAACGAGUUGCGCCGUCUCAUGACUCCCACCGAGGAACUUCCAGAGGAGAGUGUAAUGACACCCGGGAGCAUGGCCGAGCCUGAGACCAGCACGAAACACACUGAUACCGCCAUUUCCCCCAUCCACGAAAAAGACGAGCAUGAAGCCAGGAAGGAGAAUGCUUCUCCGGUUGAAGAAAAGCCCCAAAAGUCCUAA
This is a messenger RNA of Colletotrichum costaricense, 2826 nucleotides long. RefSeq names its product transient receptor potential ion channel. The transcript has 4 exons. Gene Ontology annotation, cellular component: membrane. Lineage: Eukaryota; Fungi; Ascomycota; Sordariomycetes; Glomerellales; Glomerellaceae. Bases 1 to 2826 code for a protein of 941 amino acids. The record is from RefSeq and is a predicted model, not a curated record. Gene Ontology annotation, biological process: transmembrane transport; fungal-type cell wall biogenesis.